Messenger RNA from Penicillium arizonense, 1665 nucleotides. RefSeq names its product putative MFS sugar transporter. The transcript has 2 exons. Gene Ontology annotation, biological process: transmembrane transport. The coding region runs from base 1 to 1665 and encodes 554 amino acids. NCBI's taxonomy places the organism in Eukaryota, Fungi, Ascomycota, Eurotiomycetes, Eurotiales, Aspergillaceae. Gene Ontology annotation, molecular function: myo-inositol:proton symporter activity. The record is from RefSeq and is a predicted model, not a curated record. Gene Ontology annotation, cellular component: membrane.
AUGGCCAACCUCAAAGAUGUCGAGGUUCCACAAGAAUCCCACAGGGAAGAAAAGAAUGACGUCCACGAGAUGGACGACGUAGCCGACCAAAAGCUGGAGAGCCUCAACGAGACCGCCAUGAACGCAGAACUGGCCCAGCUCGAGGACCAGCUCAGCGUAUUCCCCACAUCGCGCUUUGACUUGAAGAUGUCCAGCCCGGCCAUGUUCACUUGGAUCCUCGUCGCUUUCGCUUCUAUGGGUGGUAUGCUGUCUGGUCUCGACCAGUCGCUGAUUAGUGGUGCCAACCUCUACCUCCCCGACGACUUGGGCUUGAACACUUCCCAGAACAGUCUUGUUAACGCUGGUAUGCCGCUCGGUGCUGUGGCUGGUGCUUUGAUUCUCUCUCCUGCCAAUGAGUAUCUCGGUCGUCGCAUGGCUAUCAUCGUGUCGUGUAUUCUGUAUACAGUCGGUGCUGCCCUGGAGGCUGGCGCUAUCAACUUCGGAAUGAUCUUCGCUGGUCGAUUCAUUCUCGGUGCUGGUGUCGGUCUCGAAGGUGGUACUGUCCCCGUCUAUGUCGCGGAGUGUGUUCCCCGCAAAAUCCGCGGUAACCUCGUCUCCCUCUACCAACUAAACAUCGCCCUAGGCGAAGUCCUCGGCUACGCUGUCGCCGCAAUGUUCGUCAGUGUCCCCGGAAACUGGCGCUACAUCCUAGGCUCCUCCCUCGUCUUCUCAACAAUUCUCUUUAUCGGCAUGCUCUUCCUCCCCGAAAGCCCCCGUUUCCUCAUGCACAAGGGCCGCGAAGUCGAAGCCUACGGUGUAUGGAAACGUAUUCGCGGUUUCGGGGAUCUCGAAGCUAAAGACGAGUUCCUCGGUAUGCGCCAGGCUGUCACUGCCGAACGCGAGGAACAGGCUCAGACGAAGCAGUAUGCCUGGGUGGACUUCUUCACCGUGCCCCGUGCCCGUCGUGCUAUAGUCUAUGCCAAUAUUAUGAUCUUCCUUGGCCAGUUCACUGGUGUUAAUGCUGUUAUGUACUACAUGUCCACGCUGAUGAAGGAUAUCGGCUUUGAGAGUCGCGAUGCCGUCUACAUGUCUCUCGUCGGGGGUGGUGCCCUGCUUAUUGGCUGUAUCCCCGCUGUCUUCUACAUGGAAUGCUUCGGUCGUCGGUACUGGGCUAACUGUAUGCUGCCGGGCUUCUUCAUCGGUCUCGUUCUCGUCGGAGUGGGAUAUCAAAUUGAUCCUGUUGCGCAUCCCAGAGCUGCACAGGGCAUUUACCUCACUGGUAUCAUUCUCUACAUGGGUUUCUUUGGUUCGUACGCUUGUCUGACGUGGGUCGUGCCCUCCGAGGUUUUCCCUACAUACCUGCGUUCGUAUGGUAUGACCACUGCCGACGCGAACUUGUUCUUGUGCUCGUUUAUUGUUACUUAUAACUUCAGCCGCAUGAUGGAGUCCAUGACCCGCAUUGGUUUGACGCUUGGGUUCUACGGUGGUAUUGCUGUCCUCGGUUGGGCUUAUCAAAUCAUCUUCAUGCCUGAGACUAAGAACAAGUCUCUCGAGGAAAUCGAUGAGCUCUUCUCGUUGCCGACUUCUGUUAUUGUUAAGCGCAACAUGAAGCAGACUGCGCAGGUUAUUCGGGAUUUGUCACGUUUCCGCUUGAAGAAGGUCUUCUCGCCAGAGCCUUACAAAUAG